Molecule: messenger RNA, 5287 nt
Organism: Triticum dicoccoides
Lineage: Eukaryota; Viridiplantae; Streptophyta; Magnoliopsida; Poales; Poaceae
Product: solute carrier family 35 member F2-like
Exons: 17
Coding region: 3922-4968 (348 amino acids)
Biological process (GO): transmembrane transport
Cellular component (GO): membrane
Molecular function (GO): transmembrane transporter activity
Source: RefSeq, a predicted model, not a curated record
CCUCCCUCCGUCUCCGCACCCGUCGCCGGCGUGGGGAGUGACAGAGACGAGCCGAGGCGCCGCCACCACGCUCCUCCUCCUCCCACGGUGGCCGCCGGUCGCCUCCCUCCUGUGCUCACUGACCUCGACCUAAUCAGCGCGGGGGUGACGUGACGAGGCUGUGCUACACUGCGGUGGAGAAGGCCGCGUCGUCCUCGUGGAAGGAAGGGUUGCGGCGGCGGAGGCAGUUGCGCUACCGCCGGCGUGCCGUGGGGAGAAUGGCGCAGAUCGAUACACUGUGGUGGGCUCAUCAUAUACAGCGGCGUCUCGCAGGUGGGCUGAAAGAUACCCGGCCCAGAAGGCCCACUCGAAUUAUCGGCCCAGCUUGUAGAUAGCUCGGACCGGAAGCGGAAAGGAGUCCGUCUCCCCCCCUCUCUCUCUCUUCUCCAACGCAACGGUCGAAACACGGCGGCCGCCGAGAUCCACGCCGCCUCCACCGGAGAGAGCCGGGGCCGCGCGCCUACCCUAGAGAGGGGUGGGUGUGUUGGGUCCGCAGGAGAGCGGAGUGCGCAUCUGCUUGUACGACGACGCAGCCAUCCCGCGCUCCUCUGCUCCCGCUUCGACGCCGACAAGGCCGCCCACCUCUUCCCGCAGCCAAUAAAGGAAGCGGAUUGAUCAAGUUGUCCACUGCCUGGAGGAGAAGCAGAUUGAUCAAGUUGUCCUCUACCUGGACUGCUGGAGGAGAGACUGAGAGAUCUUGAUGAAGAGAAGGAAGAACUAAGAAGUACCAGCAGCUGGGCAAACAGAGAAGAUCACUUGAGUAUACUAUAUUGGACCAUGAACUAAAUGAUGCUAGGAAUUAGCUUUGCCAGAUGACCCCGCAAGUAUCUUUUUGAUCAUCUUCCACACUGAUGGCAGAACCUUGUAGUGCUUGGUGCUCACUCAUCAAGACAAAAUGCUUGGUGUAGAAAACUAGAAUUUUUUUCUGAAAGCUUAAUGUCCUGUUCUGCAACUGUUUUUUAUGCUAUUAAGCAUACUGCUUAGGGGGAUUCAGUUGGUUAAUUUAUAUUCAAGAAUGGAAUACUGCUUUCUCAGCUGGAGCCAUUAUCCAUUAAACACUGCCUGGUAUUGAAGAAUGGAAUCAGAUUACUCUAACUGAGAUUCUCCUGUGGUGUGUGAUAGCAAAACAUGGAUUCUCAAGGAUUCUGCAAUGUUUGCUUCAAAUUUGUCUUUGGAGAUCGAGGGUAAUAGCGAUUCAGUUCAUGUCAAUAAAUAUCUAUCAUCCAAGCUGAAACUAUUGUCAAUGGAAGUUGUGGUACUAUGCCAAACAUCAUCUUCUUGCGGCAUUACAUUGAAGAAUAUUCGGGAUGCUUUGAUAGAGACGAUGAGAAAUUCAGCUCUCCAUCUGUCACGACCAGCACCAGUGGUGAUGCCACUAUUCUUUUGAAAUGCACAUUACCUCUUCUGCGGGACCAAAAUAGUGGAGUGAUACUUAGGCAGCAAGUUUUCAUUGGAUAGUGGCUCCAGCUGAGGAAGUGAAGAGAAUCGUUGGCCGAAUUUAUUUACUCCACACUCAUCCCCUGAUGCAUAUGCGCUUUGUGUUAGAUGAAGCUAAAAUGCCAAGCAUUGGUUUUUGUUCUUUUAUGUCUGGGAAUCAAAUAUUAAGAUGCUUGCCACAAUAUACUAGUUUUUGCCGAGACUGCCCCAUUAGUGUUUGCUCCAUGUUAUGAAGAUUUCUUCAUAUGCGCUUCAGACGCGUAUCAGACUAGGGCUUUGAAUCUUGAAAUACUCACCACCAUUGAUUGCCCCAGAGUCAUCUAUUCCAACCAUUUUUGAAGAAUUUCAGGUAUUUUGCACCUGCAACGUAUUCUAUAUAAGUUGAGCUAUCAGGAUGACUUGCGAUGUUAUAUAUUGGUUCUCGCGUAAAAGUCUUUGGUACAAAUUCCCUUGAGGUAACAAAAUCAUCAUGCAUUCUAGCAUUCUCUGGUUCAUGCAUUGUACAUACACCUGUAUAAUUUUUCCUGGAUGCUAUAAGCAGUUUUUUUGUACCUAAGUGUUUUACUCGUGGAAAUUAUUGCAGAGACAGCUCUUAUUUUUUUUCCGGGUAGCACAAAUAUCUCUUAGAAUCAAAUGGCAGCUGAAAAGUCAAGCUUAGCAGAGUGAAAAAUUGAUGUCCACUCUCUAUGUGAACAAGGAUUUCUAGUUAAUAGUUUUCCUGGUAGUACUUUGUAAUUGUUCCCAGCAUUACAUUAAAGAUCUAAAUAGAAGAUUCAUGGCAGAUGUAGUUGCUGCAAUUGUGUUGUGUGCCCUGAAGCUCCGUCCAUCACCUCAACUUGCCUUUGAGGGGCUAUUGGCAUUUGUAUUGUACAGUAAUAAUUGUUCUGUUUGCAUAUGUUUUGGUUGAUCAUCCUUGAAUAAUAAUGUUUGAUUUUCACCGUGUUACAGAAUUAUCUAUCACUACCAGUUCACCUGAAUGAAGAAGAUGUUUUAGUUCAGGCCUUCCUGUCAAUCAAAGCAAUAGUGAAAACAGAAGUAGCAUCUCAUGGUUAACGUAUAUAAACUUUAAUCCUGUAGCACCACAGAUUCUCAGCUCAUGAGCUUAUCUUUACCUGCAGCAUACCAACUCUUGUUCCUGUCCAAGAGAUGCAUAUAUAAUCACUGGCUCCACAACAGACAGCUAAGAUGCUUCUUCAGGUUGGGUCCUGCCAAGUACCUUUAAUUUCUCAGCUGUUGAUCGAACAUGGUUAUUGAUGAGGAGAGCAACACUAUCUACAUGUCCACAGAGGCAUGAGACGACUAUUUUGAUUUAGGAACUAGCAGUGAUGGUCCUUAGGAAAAAAUCUCUGGACAAAAGAACCUUGAUCACAAAUACAGGAGUUUUUUCUAACCGCUUUAGUGCUGGGGAGGCUGCAGCUAUGUGGUUAAUGCUAGCCGCAUGCCAUUACGCUAAAGAUAGUCUGAUAAGUGCCAUGUUACUUUACGCUGAAGACAGUCUGAUAAGCAAUGUGGUUUCUGAGAAAGCUCUUGAAGCAUUUGAGAUCCCAGGGCUUGUUCGAAAGCCUGGCACUAUUGCUUUGUCUAAUACCUAGAACUCAGGCUAGAGGCUUUAGUAGUAUGGUACAAAUUUUCAGGAAGCAGAAACUUUGCUUUCUGGUGCAUAUAUAUAUGGAGGCCUUUGCCCUCAUCGAGCCUCACUUGUGUAUCCUUCCUGUGUUGGAACUUGCAAUUAUGGUGGUUUGGGGACUGAUAGAUAUGUUCCAAUGAUCACGAGGAGGGGAUGGUGUGGUUGUUUGCAGGCUUUCUUAAGUAAGGUUCAUUCAUUCGAAACAUUUUUAGGUCCAGAAAAACAAGAGAAGAAGACUUUACAGGUGUGUUGCUGGCCUGGGAGAUUCUGGUUCCAUACUGUACAGAACAGGGCCUAACAUUGUUAUCCGCAACAAUUAACGAGUUUCUACCACAUUAGAGAUACGGGAGCUGCGGAUCAAUCUGCAUUGAAUAAUAAGCCACGAUCACUCUAUACGGAAGCUGCUAUGGAGGGAGCGGAUAUUUCGUUUCGUCUGCUCAAUACUGUCCCAACAUGCCUACCAGCAGACUCCAUCAGAUCCUCUCCCUUUCCCUGCAGCAAAUCUGACAUGGGCGUAUCAACUGCCAACUGCCAACUGUCUACUGUCUACUCCUUUCAGGCAGUUGCAGUAGUGAAUCAAAAACCAAAACAGGCCCGGCCGGAUGCCUCGACAGGAGAGGAAUUAAUGAGACACGAGCUGCUCACUUAAAUGAUGAGAUCCAGACACCUCAUAGCACAAAGAAAAACAUAAAUCAAUGGACCCGUCACAUACUGGCGUGCUGCUCGAUCCAUGCGCAGGCAGGCCCAUGGAGACUCCUCUGCAUCUAAUACAAAUCUGAGGCUUGUGUUUUCAGCGUGCACCUUGGUCAGGCAGGCCCAUGGAGAUCCGGACCAAGGACGACGCAUGGCGCCUGCUGCUGGUGCUCUUCCUUGGCCAGCUCAUGGCCUUCUCCAUGGCGGCCUGCAGCUUCGCCUCCUCUUUCAUCGCCAAUCUCGGAGUUGACGCACCACUCGCGCAAUCAUUCUGCACACAUCUCCUGUUGACCUUAGUUUAUGUGCCGAUCCUCUUGCGUCGACGACAGAAGCUGCGGAUACCUUGGUAUUGGUACUUAGUGCUGGCCUUCGUCGAUGUCCAGGGGAACUAUCUGGUUACCGAGGCGUACCAGUACUCAUCCAUCACCAGCGUAACAUUGUUGGAUUGUUGGACUGUUGUAUGGGCCAUCAUACUCACCUGGUACGCACUAGGCACGAGAUAUUCUUUCUGGCAAUUUCUGGGGGCAGGGACCUGUGUGGCUGGGCUAGCUCUUGUGCUCCUUUCAGAUGCAAAAACUCCAGAUACACAGGAUCCAAAUAAAACACCACUUCUAGGGGAUGCCCUUGUUAUUGCCGGGACAGUUUGUUAUGCAUUUAGCAAUGUCGGGGAGGAGCACUGUGUCAAGAAGAACGACAGAGUAGAAGUUGUCGCAAUGCUUGGACUAUUUGGAGUGCUUGUCAGUACAAUUCAGAUAUUUAUGUUUGAAAGGAAGAGCGUAGAAGCAAUUGCCUGGUCUCCAACAAUGAUAAGUUUGUUUGCAGGAUAUGCCGUUGCAGGAUUUAUGUUCUACACCAUUGCUCCUUUUGUCCUUCAGAUGAGUGGAGCAACAUUGCUUAACCUCUCGCUCUUAACAUCUGACAUGUGGGCAGUCGCCAUUCGAGUAUUUUUCUAUCAACAACAGAUAAACUGGUUGUACUAUCUAGCAUUCGCAGUUGUGGCCAUCGGAUUGAUCAUCUACUCACUGAAUGAGAAUUCUUCGGCUGAUGCAACAGCUACAAGUAUAGAAGCAGCCGCUCACUAUCAACUACUUCCAAGUGAGGAGAGCUCAAUAGGAAGUGGUUCCAAUUUGGACAGAAAAGAAAGGAAGCAACCAGAAGCUCACAUCUGUUAAGGCCGCCAAUGUACAAAGUCAUCUCCAGGUUGCAACAGCGAAUUUCUGAUUGAGCCUGGGCUGCCACAUCCUUGCAAGUAAGGACAGCUGCUCCGGAGAAGCAACAUAGGUAUCAUGUGAUACGCUACCUGCAGGUUCAUAAAAAAGUGUCUCUGUCUCAGUCAGCCGAGAAUUAACUAAUUCUCAGUUGAUUUUACAAAUCUGUGCAUACAAAUCUAAUACAAUGUUUACCAUUAAAUAAUAAUUUGUUCAUCUAGUGUGAAAAGUUGCAGUGUUUUUCUCAUAGUUCAGAGAUAUAUGAACAUCUCUCAAUGUGAAA